Molecule: messenger RNA, 3486 nt
Organism: Cordyceps militaris CM01
Lineage: Eukaryota; Fungi; Ascomycota; Sordariomycetes; Hypocreales; Cordycipitaceae
Product: ubiquitin-protein ligase (Hul4), putative
Exons: 4
Coding region: 1-3486 (1161 amino acids)
Biological process (GO): protein polyubiquitination
Molecular function (GO): ubiquitin protein ligase activity
Source: RefSeq, a predicted model, not a curated record
AUGACACACCGGGCUCAUGAUUUUGGCGAUCGCCAUCAUCAUCCUGAUUCGUCUGCUCGCCCGCCCGGUCCGCGAGGAGGACCUACAGACUUUCCCAGCAGUAAUGCGAUUCGCAGCCGUGUCCAGUAUUCGACUUCACCUGCUCCUGAGCGGCCACCGCCCGUGCCACCCAAACCAACUCAAACAAGGCACAGUCGCUCCAUGAGCCAUCCGUUUCCUUCAAUGAACAACGUCGCCGAGGUUCCAUCUUCGUCGCACUUCGCCCAGACAAGGCUUCCCGACGAGCGCAGGGAUGGUCGAACAAUGGCCCGACAGAUGGAUAGCGGGCUCAGAAAAGUUGCCGGCACCAGUGGAAAAGAUUUUGCAACUGGAAGUUGUAUGACGUGCGGUGGUCUUGUUCGAUGGCCUAGCAACCUCACUGCCUUCAAAUGUACGACUUGCGCCACGGUGAACGAUUUAGAGUCUGUGGAUGACUAUGACACACCCGGGGCUCAUCGAAGAGACGAAUCUGCUUCCGGAGUCACACAGAAAAACGCCGAAUUUGGACGGGGACCUGUCCAGCCUAUUUCGUUGCUCCACACCAAAAACAUUGUUCGCCGCUGUCUGCAAUCCCAUAUAUCGAGGAGACUCGAAGAAAAUCAAGGAUUAUACCGAAAGGACUUUCCAUGGCAGCCAGCCUCGGAGCAGCCCCAGACCGUUGGAGCGGGCGGCGGCGGUGAAGGCCUAUUGCAGCCCGAUUCAAGACGUCGCUUCGGAACACAGUUUCUCAACACACCAACUGGAAACUCACAUGGUGAUUCACCAAGGACGAUCGCUAGGCCGCAACGGUCGCUCUCAUAUGGCGUUUCGGAUACACCUACUGUGAAUUACUACUCAGCCGGGCCUAGUGUUGGUGCCGAAGGCUCAAGCCCCGGCAGGUCCCCUUCUUAUGAACCGCAAACUAUAUUCAAGGCACUGGAAGAUUACAUCAUGGAAUGCUUCAAGGCACCUGACUGUCUCAAUUCGUCUUUCAUGCAUCAUAAUUAUCCUGUUGGGUCAGAGCAACAAAUCCGAAGAAAGCCAGUGCCGUCCAGAGAACCAGCGCUAUUGAGAGAACCAGCAUCGUCAAGAGAAGCGCGUGUACCGUCGCGAGAUCGAAGUCGACCUCGUGGUAAUACUGAUACAAAUAUGGUUAUCGGCCAACUAGACCCAAAGCUUCUCUUGUUGGGCGAUGUGGCGGAGAACGGGCUGUGGUGGACUGGUAGCCGUCCUCAACAUCCUCCACCAGCACCCAAACCCAAGCCACCGGAUCAUGCGAGAAGGAUUUCCUCAGCGGUCAAGCCUCUACAAAUGGACUGGACCGAGCUCGAUAACUGGUAUCGGACUGUUAUUGGACCUGCGGAGGGCUGGCAUUCGGUCUUCACGGAAAUUUCGUCGGCAAAAUCCGUCGUCGACUUUGACCUAGCAACACUGGAGAAUGAAUUUGUACAGGCCCAGCUCCAUGUUCAUCGAAUGCUUCUCAAACACACAGAAAUGCUCUUGAAACGCCCUCGAUAUUCCAUUUCACGGCCGGCUGAUUUGCGGUUUUUACUCGUCAUACUGGAAAAUCCUCUGUUGCACAGCAGUCAGCUGCCACUGGAAGGAUUGCUAUAUCGCAGCGGUGUUGGACGGAGACCGCAAGCAAUACACCAACUGGCUCAGAAAGACCGAUCAGCAGCCAUGCCUUCUUCUGGUCCGCUAUCUGGCCAACAUUCAGGCAUCAUCAAGCGACUAAUUGGUCUUAUCUCAAAUUCAACACCACUCUGCCACAACCACUUGAUUUCCUGGUGGAUCAAGUUUGAAAGAGACCGCUACGUUAAAGCGAAAGAUUUAUUUUCUGGUUUUCUCUCAUACAGAAUGCUCAGGCAAAGGAAUAAAAAACCGGUCAAGACUCCAGACGAAGACGCAGUAACCUCGUUUUUGAUACCCCAGAUGCGGAGUGGUCAAUCUGGUGCGCAAAUACAUGAUGAGAUCGGAGCCCUGAGCCUGUCAAACACGUCCAAAAAAAUCACCGAGCCGGAAAAGAUAACAUCAUAUCCGGAUGACUGGCAAGUGAAAGCGACUUCACGCGUCCUGGCUCUCAUAUUUGCCGCCAAUGACCCCAGUGCUGCUCGGGAUGCUCAUCUUCAUCACCACAGUGGCCACAAGCUACCAAGCAGUGACUUCUAUGUUUCCAUGGUUGACUAUGUUGAUCUCGUCAAAGAUUUUGAUACUUGGGAAGCCAAGCAAGGAACAUUUUCCUUUUGCCAAUACCCCUUUCUUCUUAGUCUCUGGGCCAAGACGUCGAUACUAGGCUACGACACGCGGAGACAAAUGCAAACGAAAGCAAGGGCUGCGCUGAUUGAUAGUAUCAUGUCCAACAAGUCUGUUCAGCAGUAUUUGACUCUUACUGUCCGCCGCGAAUGCCUCGUCGACGACAGUUUAAUGGCGGUGAGCGAGGUCAUUGGUAGUGGGACAGAUGAUAUCAAAAAAGGCCUACGAAUCAAAUUUCGGGGCGAAGAAGGAAUUGAUGGCGGCGGUCUGAGAAAAGAGUGGUUUCAGCUGGUCAUUCGAGACGUCUUCAACCCGGAUUAUGGCAUGUUUCUCUAUGACGAAGAUUCCAAAUUCUGCUACUUCAAUCCCAACUCCCUGGAAUCUACGGAUCAAUACUUUUUGGUGGGUGUGGUUUUGGGCUUGGCCAUAUACAAUUCGACAAUUCUUGACGUGCCACUUCCACCAUUUGCGUUCAAAAAACUGCUGGCCGCCGCGCCUGGCCACGGUAUGACAUCGUUGGCUCAUGCCCCCCCUCACUUGAGGUAUACGCUCGAUGAUCUCGCAGAGUAUCGCCCAAGCCUUGCACGAGGGCUGCAGCAACUGCUUGAAUAUGAUGGAGAUGUUGAGUCUACAUUCGCACUGGACUUUAUCAUUGAAAACGACAGAUUUGGAUCUCUAACAACAGUACCUUUGUGCGACGGCGGAGAGCGACGACCGGUCACGAACGCCAACAGGCGGGAGUAUGUGGAUCUAUACAUUCGCUAUGUGCUGGACGCGUCGGUGCGACGCCAAUUUGAUCCCUUCCGACGAGGAUUCUACAACGUUUGCGGUGGAAAUGCAUUCUCUCUCUUUCGCCCAGAAGAAAUCGAGUUGCUCAUCCGGGGCUCCGACGAGCCACUUGACGUUGACUCGCUGCGAGCUGUCGCCGAAUACCAAAAUUGGGAUAGCAAGCAGCCCGACGGGGCAGAACCAGUCGCGGGACCGGGUGAUCAGCGUCGCUUGCUUUCAUUCAUUACUGGCAGUGAUCGCAUACCGGCUACUGGUGCCACGUCGUUGAGAAUCAAACUGUCGUGCCUUGGCGAUGAUUGCCUUCGAUUCCCGGUCGCAAGGACAUGCUUCAACCUACUAUCCUUAUGGCGCUACCGCACAAGAGAGAAGCUUGAAUAUGUUCUUUGGAGAGCCGUGAAAGAAAGCGAAGGAUUUGGCCUCAAGUAG